This is a messenger RNA of Haliotis rubra (blacklip abalone), 3841 nucleotides long. Its product is annotated as lysophospholipid acyltransferase 2-like. Gene Ontology annotation, cellular component: membrane. NCBI's taxonomy places the organism in Eukaryota, Metazoa, Mollusca, Gastropoda, Lepetellida, Haliotidae. The coding region runs from base 312 to 1838 and encodes 508 amino acids. Gene Ontology annotation, molecular function: acyltransferase activity. The record is from RefSeq and is a predicted model, not a curated record. The transcript has 15 exons. Gene Ontology annotation, biological process: lipid modification.
ACUAUAUCUCGUGUCACGUUCCUUCAUUACUGACAUACGUGCCAACUUUUGCUGGCUUGUCAGAGGUCGCUGCCGUCCUGUGUUAUCACGGAGAGGUGAUAUUGGUGCGGGUCUAGAGGUUGCACGUAGAUAUACUGUCCACUUACCUAACCACAGAUAACAGGGCAACCAUCUGGUCAGUGCUGGAGCAUCUCUAAUUCCUCGCCAGGGGGCGGAUUCUUUGUUAGAGGGUUCAAAGUUAGACGACACCGGUGAAAUCAGCAGUAGCAGUCGACCAAGAUUGUUCCAUACAUUCUGUGAUAUAAACUACGAUGGUUCAUCCAACAUAUGCAGGAUGUUGGCUGACAGAACCAAUCGCAAAUUUAGUCGGACUACCAGUCGACCAGUUCAACUUCAUGAGCAGCCAGUUUCUGGGUAUUUUCUUUGGGCUGUUCUUCCACCUCAAGCUCCAGCCACCUGACACGUCCCCCACACUCAGGCACAUCUACUGUCUCGUUGUGGGGCUCACCACGGUCUGGUUCUGUAACGGAUGGGAGACAUGGCACCUGGUGUUGCAGUCAUCUGUCUGCUAUAUCAUGAUGAACACAUUCCCACCACAGAUAAUGCACAUGUGUGUGCUGAUAUUCAGUCUGGCCUAUCUGGUGGCGAUGUGUCUGUACCGCUACCUCCUGCCAGAAGACAUGCAGUUCCUCGACAUCACCUUCCCAUGCACGGUGUCGGUCCAGAAGCUCUCCAGUCUUGCCUUCAGUAUAACAGACUCUCACCGAUAUAAGCUAGACAGCAACAGUCUCACAGACUCUCAGAAGAAAAGAGUUAUCAGCAAACCUCCCAAUCUGCUACAUUUCUUCAGCUAUAUGUUUUACUUCCAAGGAAUCUUGGCAGGUCCUUUUACUUUCUACAACGACUAUAUUGACUUUAUAGAUGGCCGGCACAUCACGUCUAGACUAGAAACUAAAGAUGAUGAUAAAAAGCCAUUGGUUGAUCCUAAAUCUAUAUCUCCUUUGAGAGUGGUAUUUUACAAGUGUGUGAUGCUAGGUGCAUGGGUCUAUCUCUAUCUCCACGUGUCCUGUGUCCUUGUGCCGACGUCCUACAAUGCAGAUCCUGAUUUCAUACAGAGACAUACGGUGAUCUAUCGGCUAGGAUACAUGUACCUGUCAAUGUUGUGUCACAGGUCAAGGUACUUCCUCACAUGGACGUUAGCUGAUAUUGUAUAUAAUGCAUCUGGCUAUGGCUUCAAUGGACUGGAUGCCAGUGGGAAUGCUAAGUGGGAUAUGGUGACAAAUAUUAGAGUUGAAAAAAUAGAGACAGCAACAAGUUUUAAAACAUUUAUUGACAACUGGAACAUCCAGACGACAAAAUGGCUGCGUUAUGUGUGUUACGAACGAGCUCCAUUUUUACGCACCCACCUGACUUAUAUCCUGAGCGCCGUCUGGCACGGAGUCUACCCUGGAUUCUACUGUACAUUCCUCUCAGCCAUCUGGUUCACACUGGCCGGACGCAAGAUCCGGAGAAACAUCCGGCCCCACUUCCAGGAGUCAGCUGGGAUGCGAGCCCUGUACGAGGUGUUGACCUGGUUUGGCACACAACUGCCUAUGGCCUACAUUGUACUGCCAUUCACAUAUCUCAAUGUAGCUCCCUUCAUCACCUUCUACAACAGCGUGUACUGGUUUUUCCACAUCCUGGUGGCCGUCAUCCUGCUUAUUCCCUUCGACAGCAAACAAGCGAGGCACCGACAAGACAUGACCAAAACCUCAACGCCACAAACAGACGUGACCUCUGACCCUGGCAGGUUAUCCAACGGAAACUCCCAACGUAAUUCCACUCAAGACACAUCAUAGAAGAUGACUAGCCUCAGUAUCAUGAUCAUAUCAUUAUAGAUUUCCAUAGCAGAUCAAAGGUCUGAUAUAUUUUAUCAUAUUUCAUAAGGAUGCAUUGAUGUUAGUGGUUUGUUUUUGUUUGAUUCUUUUGCAAGUAUUUGUGUGAAAGAUUGAAUUUGUAUUUCAAGGAGUGUGUCUUUGAAUUGAGUUUGUUGUGAAUUCAUCAUGUUCUGACAUAUUUGAAGUACAUAGUUUGAUGUCCUUAGCUGCCUGGCUCCAGCUUACUAAGUUGAAGUCAUCCAAAUCAUGAGAAUCACAUUUAAGGUCAUAUAUGACUCCUGUUGGGCCACAAGGAAUUAAUUAUUAGAUUUUCAUCAAAAUUUGUUUAUAUGAUAUGAGGGAAGAAAUUGUUUCUGUACAUAUUUGGUUUAAGCCAACAAUGUGCGUACAAUACUUGUAAGCUGAAUUAGACUGUUAUUAUUUGGUAGGACAAUGUACAUAGUGUAUUUGGUAGGACAACGUACAUAGUGUAUUUCAUCAAGUAUGCAGAAUUAGGAAAUCUGUAGCGAUUUCCUUAUUUCUAAGACACUAAAAUGAAGUGAAGUGGAUAUUGUUUGAUUAUGUACACAGUCAUGAAAAACUAAGAAUUACUUCGUUUUAGCCAAAUAACUCAUAACAUGAAAAAGUAUCAAACGGGUUAUAUAUUUUUAUUAAUAAUAAUGAUAAUAAUUUUAUGAUAACAAUUUACAACUAGAGUAUGUGGAAAAGACGGAUUUUACAUAUGUCCCAGGUGUCUAAGAUGUACAAAGGUAAAACUGAUCGCAUUGAUAUAUACUGGGGUACAAUACUGUCACCUCUCCUUCAGAGAUGAAUGACGUGAUAACAGAGAAAGUGUAUUACCCUAAACAGGGCUUGAUUUAAGAAAAUGAAACCUACCUGCACCUGGUGCAACCUUAGGUAAUAAUCUUGCACACGACAAAAACAGGUUGCACAUGCUGCGCAAUAUAUAAUCAUAUAUAAUGCUUGAAUUUUGGUAUUGAUGAUUUAGGACAUAAUCAUAACAAAAUUAUUAUGGGUCUGAUACCAUCAUUUUAUCUUACUCUAUAAAAAUUUCUGGCAUGAACAGUCAGGACCAUUCACUCACUGUCGGUGUAGUCGUCAGAGUCACUGCUCCAAGCCAGUUUCUCAUCCAGCUGAAGUCUGUGUUCUUUGGGUGGAUGCACAGGGUGCAAAUUCAUAUGAAUAGGAGGUUGCAUUUUGCAGUUUUAGGUUGCACCAGUGCAAGGUCAAAAUGUUACAACACUGGUUGUUGUUUUGACAAUCAUGGAAUAAAAAUAAAAAUUUUACUUCCAAGGAUCUCCCAGAAUUUUUUUGUUUAAAAUGGCAUUUCUUUAAUAACCCACAUGUUGAAAAGAAUCAAAAGUAAAAAUAAUAUGGCAAAUACCUGUAUGUGUAUCAUUGACUUUUUAAAACAAUUGUGGCAUAAGAUUACUUCAUGCACGAAGGAAGUUUCUCCCACUUAUUCAUGAAUUGAAGUGAGCUUGUUCUUAGCAGAUUUGUUUGAGCCCUACCUUUGUGAAUCUGUCUGAUAUAUUACAGGGGCGGGUUGUUUCUUGGUGUGAAUGAUUUCAUGCCAUGAAUGAAUUCCUGAUCCCCAAAUCCAGGGUUUGAGGUGUGCGAUGGACUUGUUAGAACACACAGAAUCCAUGUGCAUACAUUAUGGUUCAGUUUCUGCAUUACAUUUGAUGUCAUUUAUGUCAUGUAGAUACACAAUUAUUUUAGUUAAUGUAUUGUAGUUUGUUGUGAUAUAUUUAGAAAUUGUGAGAUUUGUUAAACUUAUUUGUUAUUGUGAUUUGGUUUCAGUUGAAUUUUUAAGUUAUAUGUUUUGCUUCUGUCUAAUUUUAGGAUGUAAAAAUAAGGUGAUGCUUUUAUUGUAAACUUGCCAUGCCAAAAAUGCACACUAGCAUUAGGAGUCUAUUUUCAGUGCAAUAACUGUGAAAUAGGCGAUGAGUAUUAGACUAAAA